ACCACAACUAUUCACUCCGCGUAAUAAUGAAUCAUUAUUCUAACAUUAAUCAAAUAUUUGGGGUGGGGAUCAACAGGGUAGAUAACUCUAUGACGUCAGCACAUGGUAGCUCGCCAAGCCGGAAGUAGGUGAGAUGGAAUUGAAACAGAUUUAGAAAAAGAACACAAAGUCGUUUUUAUAGCCUAGAAAUAAAAUAAUAAAUCGUUUUCCGACCAACUUUCACUUUCACGAAGCCAGGGAGAGUCUGUAAAUUGGUGCAUGAUGUUUUAUAAACGACCUCGUAGUGUACAACGAACAGUUUAAUUAAUUUAGUGUAAUCCCCGCCAACAUGAACAAGCGUAAUACAGUAUUAGCAUUUGUUGAUACGUUUCACAUUCUAAAAUGUUAACAUGAUAUAAUGUGACCAUUGUAGUGUUCUGUCAAAUGUCAGUUUUGGUGGAACAUGAUAGAAUAUUCUCACUUUAUUUUAUAAUUUAUUAUUUCAACUUUUCAUCACAUUUCGGUUGUGGUGAAAGUAGAAAUGAGACAGGUGUGAAUUAACGAAAUACAAGUACUCCGUUAUCGUAUUUAAGAGUUUUCAGGUAUCAGUACUUUAUUUGAAUAGUUUGUUUAUGAUGAUGAGUUACUUUUACUUCCGAUAUCUCAAAACACACAGUGUCUAUACUUUGCGCUUGUUAGUUUUUCAACUUCCACAGAGGACUCCAAUUCUUUUUUACCCACUGGGAUAAAUUAUCUAAAUGGAUAUUGUAUCACUUACAGUAAAAAUAUUUUUAUGUAUACACCGAAGUACAAUUUCUUUUUAUAGAGGUAAAUUAGUUAGAUCACUACUUUAGAUAUUUUUUAAGACUCUGGACUUCUAGCUAAGAUGAGUACUUUAGCCACUUUGGGGGGGCUGGUGAGAAAGAAGGCGAGUGGGAGGGAGAGAGCCCCUCAACCGACCCACCCUCCACCCCUUCCCCACAAAUGUCUCCAUGGAUCCACUUCUUCACAACCCCACUCUUCCACCGUCUUGCACACAAGUGUUUGGACCGGACAGCCUCGGUACCAUAAAAGAUGACGAGUGUACAUUGGUCCAUUUGAAAAAAGUCUCCAAAACCCGGCCACCCCGGAGCAAAGGAGCCACCGCCCGCCUGUGAAUGUCCACCGGUCUCCCGCCACCCUCCACGCCCGCGCCGGUGAUGCCAUGCCGCAGGGUCACGGCGGCGACGAGAGCGGCGGUGGUUGUGGUGCCGGUGUUGUUGGUUCCGGAAUCUGGCUCAAGACUUCCCCAGGGCGCCUGGCACGGGAUCUCCCCCCGAGGGAUGUGGAGUUCGGCCACAGGACGAUGAACCACGCGGUUCGGACCGGAGCCGUGGACGGGCUGGGGCCGCCCGGAGCCGCCGACCGAAGGAAGCAGGGCGCCCGGCUCAGCCUGCUGGGCAAGCCGCUGGCGUACAGCGCACAGGGCGGCAGGAGGAACGCGCGCUAUCGCUGGCUCCAGAACUACCUGUACAACGUCUUGGAGAGACCCCGGGAGUGGGCGUUUGUCUACCACGCUUUUGUGUUCAUCCUGGUAUUUGGAUGCUUGGUCCUGUCCGUGUUUUCCACCAUUCCUGCUCACCAGGAAUUCUCCUCGCACUGUCUUCUCAUCUUGGAGUUUGUGAUGAUCGUUGUGUUUGGUCUGGAGUACAUCAUCCGAAUAUGGAGCGCCGGCUGCUGCUGUCGCUAUCGAGGCUGGCAAGGACGCCUCCGAUUUGCCCGAAAGCCAUUCUGUAUCAUCGACAUCAUCGUGCUGAUCGCCUCUGUCGCCGUGGUUUCCGCCGGCAGCCAGGGCAACAUCUUCGCCGCCUCAGCCCUGCGCAGCCUCCGCUUCCUGCAGAUUGUGCGCAUGGUGCGCAUGGACCGGCGGGGAGGGACCUGGAAGCUGCUGGGGUCUGUCGUCUACGCACACAGUAAGGAGCUGGUGACGGCGUGGUACAUCGGUUUCCUGGUGCUCAUUUUCUCUUCCUUCCUUGUGUACCUGGUGGAGAAGGAGGAAAACAAGGACUUUGCCACCUACGCUGAUGCCCUGUGGUGGGGCACGAUCACACUAACCACCAUCGGCUAUGGCGACAAGACGCCGCAGACUUGGACUGGGAGAUUGUUGUCUGCAGGCUUUGCUCUCCUGGGAAUCUCCUUCUUUGCCUUACCUGCUGGCAUCCUGGGUUCAGGUUUUGCGCUGAAGGUACAAGAGCAACAUCGCCAGAAGCACUUUGAAAAGAGACGAAAUCCUGCCGCCAGCCUCAUCCAGUGUGUCUGGCGUAGUUACGCUGCCGAUGAGAACUCGGUUUCCGUUGCAACCUGGAAGCCUCAUUUGAAGGCAUUGCAUACCUGCAGCCCCGCCAAGAAAGAGCAGGGCGAGACCGCAUACAGUCAAAAGUUGAGCUUCAAGGAGCGAGUCCGCAUGGCCAGCCCGCGGGGGCAGAGCGUGAAAAGCCGCCAGGCGUCUAUUAACGACCGCCAGCGCUGUUCCCCCGGCAACGAGGCGGCAAGCGGCGGUGGCGAGCUGAUGGGUCAAAGCCCCGCCAAGGUGCAAAAGAGCUGGAGCUUCAACGACCGCACGCGGUUCAGACCAUCACUUAGGCUCAAGAGCCAGACGCGCAACGCAGCUUCAGACGUGGACGCUGGCAUGACAACGGAGGAUUCCCAGGAUGAGCGAGGCUGCCACUGCGAUAUCACGGUCGAGGACCUGUCCGCUCCCCUCAAGGCGGUCAUCAGAGCUGUCAGGAUCAUGAGUUUCCACGUGGCCAAGAAGAAGUUCAAAGAGACGCUGCGUCCAUACGACGUGAAAGAUGUUAUUGAGCAGUACUCUGCGGGACACUUGGACAUGCUGUGUCGCAUCAAAAGUCUCCAGACCAGACUAGAUACAGUUGUAGGUCCUGCACCCAGGCCCCUCAGCAGGCGCGCCAAGACCUUUUCCUCACCGUCCCUGCAUUUGUAUUACAGUCAGGCCCGGAGGAAGUCAUCUGCACCGGGACAGGCCCACUUGAGUAGUCGACUCAGGAACAUGUCGUCUCCCGCCCUGCAUUACAAUUAUGCCAACAGGAAGAAGAGCUCAGCUUCAGGAGUGGACCAAAUCCUGGGAAAGGGCCAAAUUGCCGUGGAUAAGAAGAUGAGGGACAAACUGAACCCGGACGGAGAUUCUCACGAUGGCGUCAGCAUGCUAGGUCGUGUCUGUAAAGUGGAGAGGCAGGUUUCCUCCAUCGAGUCCAAGUUGGACUCCCUUCUGGACCUGUACCGCCAAGUCCUGCAGCGGGGUCCAUCUGCUUUGACCCUAUCUUCCCUGCCGCUCUUCGAGCUGGGCCAGCACCGCGACUCCGACUACCCGACCUCCAUCCUGGACCGGGAUCCGCCUUCCCCGCAGGGAAGCGACGGCAACGCCCACCCAAGGGGACUACGGCUCAUCCUGGCCCCGGCCGACAGUGACGAGGGUCCCCCGGACUCCGCGCCUCCCUCCUACCCGCCGUCCACCGCCUCGCUGUCCCCGUCGCCCCUGCUGCCGCCGGACAGCCCCUACCCCACGCUGGUCACCCCCAAUGGCACGAGGCGGGCGCACUUUCCCGACCUGCCUCCUCCACCUCCAUCCACGGGAGGCUUCACCCUCCAAUUGCCUCCUGUCAUGCACCCCUCCCACCUGCGCUGCCCCGUGCCGGAUAGCGUGGUGGCACAUCGGGGCGGCCCGGGCCCAGCCGUGGUAGUGGGACCCAGCGAGGAGACCGGUUUCGUGCAGCUACGGGAGAAGCCCGGCUCCAAAUCCGACGCCACCUGGAGGCGACACGUGAGCCUGGAAGUGGACCCCUUGCUUAUGUUGUCGCCUGGCGACGUCCCGUCAUCGUCUGACUGGGGGGGCGCCCUCGGGAAGUCCUUCUCCAUGCACGAGCUCAAUCGACACGGUGGUGAAGGCUGGAGCGGGAGCGGACGCUUCAUUUGCGAGCGCAAACUGCCGCCUGCCAGCAACCAUUCAGACUCUGACAGAAGCCCGGCUCAAGAUGUGCUCGCUUCAGACUUCCUUGGUCAUUCGCCACGUAUCCAGCUGGCCUGACCACACACACACACACAGAGUCACUGAAUGCCACUAUUGGGGAGACCACUUUCAAGUCUUUCUACAGGAAAUGAGAUGUCCUUGCUUGUGAAUGUAAAUUUCUUGCCAUCUUUAGUUAAUUUUCAUCAACUUUGUUUCAUGCGGUGUACUUAUUAGGCAAAAAUGGCAUCUAAAUACACCACUUGCAAAACGGGGUAUUGGGCUUUCAUUUGCUUUUUUGGCGAUGAUCGUAAAACAUUAAAAUGCCCACAUUGCCCAAUUCAGGGGUGCUAAAGGGAAUAUCUGUGACCCCCCUCCCAAAAGUAAUGACAUUUCAUAUAGAUUUUUUUUUUAAUGGAAAUGUUCUUGCAAGUACUGAGACACUCAACAUUUGGACAUAAGUAUUCAAAAUUUCAUUUUAAAUAUAAUAAUUUCCCUUAUUUUGUCAUUUCAUUUUAGAUAGAACUUUUUCAAAAAUGUGAUGUUUGUUUAUAAGUUUUGGAUACAAGCUGCUUUCUGUCAAGAUUAGUACAGUGAACCCCUGUUUAUAAAUCACUUUUUUUUUCAAAAAAAAUAUACUUGGCAGACGUGGAGCAGCAACACAUGCAAAUAGUUUAUAAAUGACAAUGCUCACAGCUUUUUUGUGGCAAAGGCAACUGUAGCUGAAUUGGAGAUCUCUUCUGCACUUUCUUCUUACUUUUGAUCACGUGGUAUUUUUCCACUAGACCCCAGUGCUCCCUGGCAUGUUUUGACACAACAUGGUGUUACUUUGAAGGUGCGCAACUAAAUUCGGACUUGCCUGUAAAACUGUAAAUUUAUGAAGAAAAAAAAACAUGAUUUAAAAAUUUGCGAAUAUAGUGGAGGCUCAAAUGAUGAAAUGCUGUUGGCGAUGUUGUAUUAUAUGUAAAGUAGCAGUAUGCUGUCAUUAACUCAAUAACAUGAAUGCUAACACAUUGCUACCAGCUAGCUACAUGCUCCCGGUGAUAACUUGUCUUGAUUUUGUUUUUUUACUGAUAAUAAGAAAAUUAAAUGAGUUCUUAAAGCCGCAUGUUCUCGAUGCCAAUCUGUAAAUCAUGUCAAAAUGUGACAUGUUUGAAAUAAUUAAAUCAUAAGAAAAAUACACCAAAAGAUAAUCGAGAUCUAUCUAUGAAUAAUUUUACAAUGCUCAAGAAAAAAACAAUGCUGGAAAUGUAACUUUUCAGAUGGCGCUUUUUAGGCAUCAACACUCAUUUGUGUAAUAAUCUGUUAGUUUUAGACCAAUUUUAACCAUCUUUGUGGCAAAUAUUGUUACUCUUGUCAAAAUCGUCCUCAUAUUUCAACCGUGAACAGCUUUCUUGUGUUGCUCAAGUCUCAAAUUGUUUUCGGAGUGGUUUACACUUCACAGUAGUCUUAAAUCUUUUUACAGUAACUUCUCAUGUAUUAUCUUUAAUCUGCUUAUUAUGUUUUCUUGUUUGCCUAGGAACAAGACUGUGGUAUUUUUCAGGCCAGUGUAAUUCAAUAUGUUGUUGCUGGUAUGAUGCAAUACAAAAAGCACAGUGGAGGCUGUGGCACCUGAAAAUGUGACGCACAACACUAUUUGAAUGUGUAAUGUUAGGGAAUAUUGAUUGAUGACGUCAUAACAAAGAAAGAAAUAAUUCACGUCAAAGAAUCUGUUAAUCACUUCACGGUACUUUUUUGUUGGUGUAGUUUAGCCACGAAUGUCAUGUUAAUUGCAAAUCAGUCGACUAAUUCGGGGGAUCAUUUGUCAAUCUAUUUCUUUUUAUUUGCAAAGCUCCAACCACUGAUUUUUUUCAUUGUAUUUUAAAUCAUGCAUUUUUCUUUAUACUGCUUGAAUGGUAAUUUAUUGUUUACAAUUACACAACGGGCCUCAAAAAGCUUGACAAUGUUAACACGACGUUUACUUUGAAAUUAAUUUAUUACAAGUGCACAUUAAUUCUCUGAGUGAGAAAAAGCCUAAAUGAUUUUAUUAUUCUUUAAUAAAAAUUUUAAGUGAA
Hippocampus zosterae (dwarf seahorse) is the source of this 6033-nucleotide messenger RNA. It is a transcript of the gene kcnq5a, whose product is annotated as potassium voltage-gated channel, KQT-like subfamily, member 5a. Gene Ontology annotation, biological process: transmembrane transport; potassium ion transport. Bases 1184 to 4060 code for a protein of 958 amino acids. The transcript has 16 exons. The record is from RefSeq and is a predicted model, not a curated record. Gene Ontology annotation, molecular function: voltage-gated potassium channel activity. NCBI's taxonomy places the organism in Eukaryota, Metazoa, Chordata, Actinopteri, Syngnathiformes, Syngnathidae. Gene Ontology annotation, cellular component: membrane.